UGGAUUGAGUUGAGCUGCGCGUAGAAUUUUCAGAGUUCUCUUUGCUCCCUCCCUCCCAGGUUCCCCCACUCGCUUGCAAACAAUGGCCCGUUUCAAGUCGAAGCAGUCAUCGUCGGCGGCCUCCGAGAAACCGAAGAAGCCUCGAAUGAGCAACGCCGAGAGGUCCUCUUACUUCGCAAGGAGGGAGGCGGCGAAGGUACUACGAUCAGUUCUCCAAGGAGACGCUCACCGACGGGCCGUUGGCUCCAUAAAGUCCCUCGUUUAUAGCCCUUCUGUUAAGAACAAGAAGGCUACUUUCGCUCUCGUUUGUCAAACCCUCAAACAUCUUCCUAUCAUUAAGGACGUGUUAGAGGAUGCUAAAAUAUUGAAUAGUAGAUGGAAGAGGCAAGUGGAGUUGGUUUAUAUAAUCGCAUAUGAUGUUCUUUUUGGUCAGGAAAUUUCAUUUGUUGGUGAUGCGGAGAAAUUUCUGGUACAGAGAAAAGUUCCUCUUCAGUCUGCUUUAGCUCGGCUUUUAGUGAGGAAAAAGAUGAAGCGCAUUGAAGACUUGAUAGAUCAUUAUCAAACACCUGAUGUUUCAAAACCCCGCUAUGUUCGUGUGAACACCCUUAAAUUGGAUGUUGAUUCUGCCUUAGUUGAAUUCAGGAAACAGUACAUGGUGCAAAAAGAUGACCUGGUUCCUGACUUAUUAAAACUCCCACCAAAAUGUGAUCUUCAUGAUCAUCCUUUGAUCAUGGAUGGAAGCAUAUUUAUGCAAGGGAAAGCUAGUUCUAUGGUGGCAGCCGCUCUUGAUCCUGAACCAGGAUGGGAAGUUCUUGAUGCAUGUGCAGCUCCAGGGAACAAAACUGUGCAUCUCGCUGCUCUUAUGAGAGGGAAAGGAAAGGUCAUAGCCUGUGAACUGAAUAAGGAAAGGAUAAAACGUUUAACAGACACUGUCAGGCUAUCCGGCGCACGUAACAUUGAAGUCUUUCAUGGCGAUUUUCUAGGCUUGGAUCCUGAAGAUUCUCUGUAUUCCAAGGUCCGUGCUAUUCUUCUGGAUCCUUCCUGCUCUGGAUCUGGUACGAUUGCUCAGAGAUUGGAUCAUUUGCUUCCAUCUUAUGCUGCGGGCCAAUCUGCAAAUAUUGAUGAAACAGAGAGAAUAAACAAGCUGGCCUGCUUUCAAAAGAAAGCGCUUGAGCAUGCACUGAGCUUUCCACAAGUUGAGAGAGUAGUUUACAGCACUUGUUCCAUCCACCAAAUUGAAAACGAAGAUGUUGUCAAAUCCGUUUUGCCCUUCGCCAUAUCCCAUGGUUUUCGACUAGCAACUCCCUUUCCUCAGUGGCCUCGUCGUGGUCUCCCUGUUCUAGAAGGCUCUGAACAUUUGCUGCGGACAGACCCUGCUGAGGACAAAGAAGGCUUUUUCAUUGCUUUGUUUAUCAGGGAAGACGGAUCCAUGAGCCGCCCAUCAUUAAACCCUGAUUCUGAUACAUCUCGUCCUCCUGUAAAGCGUGCUAGUAAAGGGAGAAACCCGAGCAAGAAAAAGAUGAGAAUUCUAACGCCAAUCAUAUUUGGCGGAAUGUGUAAAAUGUUGUCACAUUGUAAACCUAGUUCGAGGAUUAACUUCACCAAACAGCGGCAUUGAGGUUUUAAUUUGAAGAUAUUUCUCUGUUCUAAUCAUUACGAAGAAAAACGAGCCUAGUAUUGUAUUUGCAUUUUGAUA
This is a messenger RNA of Hibiscus syriacus, 1696 nucleotides long. RefSeq names its product 28S rRNA (cytosine-C(5))-methyltransferase-like. Gene Ontology annotation, molecular function: methyltransferase activity. Lineage: Eukaryota; Viridiplantae; Streptophyta; Magnoliopsida; Malvales; Malvaceae. The record is from RefSeq and is a predicted model, not a curated record. Gene Ontology annotation, biological process: rRNA base methylation. Gene Ontology annotation, cellular component: nucleolus.